CAUCAUUUUAAGCCCGUGUUCAUGGAGCACGUCUGUAGAAAAAGGAUACAUUUUGGGUUGUAAUGUCUUGCCUUGACUCCUGCUUCCUGUCACUAGUGGCACAAGUGAGGCUUUGUCAUGAGUGCCAAAGUGGACCAGGACCAGCCCAAAGAUGCAGGGGUUGCCACAGACACCAGCAAUGCUCCUUCUUCCACUGACACCCUGCCACAGAAAGUACAACCACAUGGUAGCAGCACUGCACUCAUUCUGUCUGCUGGAAAGGUGGACACUGCUCCGGCAGCUGUGGAGGUCACUAAAGUCACUGCACCUACAGACCUAGGGGCCACCACCACCGCAGCAGCACUGGCCCCUCAAGUGGGUGGAACGUGUAGUAUUGUCCAUGUUCUGGAAUGGAAAGAGGGGAUGGCUAUUCUUCCUGGCAGCAAUCUCAAGCUUUGUGUGAGUGACAGUGGGACUCUGGAGGUGAUCAGCCAAGGAGGGAAAGUUGCUUGUGCUGCUAAUCCGGUGGUUGAGGGGCCAACGCCGGCAAAGGUGACUGAGGCAGAUAACAGGCAAGCUGAGAACACUGCAGAUACAACUACCCUCAAUGCGGUCGGUGGUGCACCAGUACCAGUGAAAGUGGAGCGGCCAGUGAAAACAAGCCCUGAGCCCACAGAGAGUUCUGUGCCAUGCCAGGCCACGGAGUCCCCAGCCACCAAGAGGAGCUAUCCUGAGGAGCUGCGCAGAGAGCCGCUGCCCGAUAAGCAGGUGAGUGACGAGAGGAUUCCUGGCGGACGAGUGAUGGCCCUGGACCCUGAGCUGCUGAAGCCGAUGAAGAAGAGGAAGAGGAGGGACUACCUGAGUCCGUCAGAGGAAGAGUCCGAGAUGGAGACCAUGGAGGAGAAAAGUGAGGACUCCAAGAUGGAGAGACAACAGAACAGAUCAGGCCGAGCAGACAAUAAGCUUGAGUCUUGGACUUGGGCUCAGUAUUUAGAUGAACAGAAAGCAGUGGCCGCUCCUGCCAAACUCUUUCAAGAGUCUCAGAGGGUUCUGCUGAGCAAGAAUGAGUUUCGGCAGGGCAUGAAGCUGGAAGGGAUCGACCCUCAGCAUCCCUCCAUGUACUUUGUCCUGACAGUGGCAGAGGUGUGUGGCUACAGGUUACGUCUCCAUUUUGAUGGGUACUCGGACUGCCAUGACUUCUGGGUCAAUGCCAACUGCACAGAUAUUCAUGCUGCCGGAUGGUGUGAAAGCACUGGUCACAAGCUUUACACACCAAAAGGUUGCAAGGAAGAGGAGUUUUCAUGGUCCAGCUAUUUGAGGAUCACAAAAGCACAAGCUGCCCCCAAAGAGCUGUUUGCAAGCGCUGGUCGAACAGAUAUGGAGUGUGGUUUUGAAGUGGGCAUGAAGCUGGAGGCUGUGGAUCGCAUGAACCCCUCCCUCAUCUGCGUUGCCACGGUGACUGAUGUGGUGGAUGAUCGCUUCCUGGUUCACUUUGACAACUGGGAUGAUACUUACGACUAUUGGUGUGAUGCUACAAGUCCUUACAUCCAUCCGAUUGGCUGGUGCCAAGAAAGAGGUCUACCUCUUACUCCACCUCAAGACUACCCUGACCCUGGCAGGUUUGCCUGGGACAAGUACCUAGAGGAGACGGGCUCCACAGCUGUCCCUGCGGAGAACUUCAGAGUGCGCGCCCCUCAUGGCUUUGAGGUCCAGAUGAAGCUAGAGGCGGUGGACAAGAGAAGCCCCGGCCUCAUCAGGGUUGCCACGGUGCAGGAGGCGGAGACUCAUAGAAUAAAAAUUCACUUUGAUGGAUGGAGUCACGUGUAUGAUGAGUGGGUGGACUCGGACAACCCUGACGUCCACCCAGUGGGCUGGUGCGAGGCCACAGGUCACCCACUAAAGGCUCCCCCUUGCCAGGCCAGCAGCCAGCAGCCAGGUGCAAGAGAAACGCCGGCUGCUGGCCAGUCUAAUUUCUCCCCGCUGCCCUACAAAACCAUCAGCCACUCUCGGAACACCUCCAAGUACAGCUUCCACCACAGGAAGUGUCCGACGCCAGGAUGCGAUGGCUCUGGUCAUGUGACUGGCCGCUUCACGGCGCACCACUGCCUGUCCGGAUGCCCCCUGGCCGAGAGGAACCAGGGCAGAGUCAAAGCAGAGCUAUCGGACACCGAGGGCUCCAAACGGAACCUUCUAGUCUUUGGCCAGCGCUCCAGAAAAUCACGCUACCAUGGCAGGAUUGGGCGUCCUCCCAAGUACAGGAAGAACCAACAAAGAAACUAUCAGACGGCGGUGACGAACGAGGGUGUGUACCCGUCCCUCUUCAUGUCUGCGCUGUCGGCCCAUCAGGACCGGACUUUGUCCCUGUGCUGGGAGCAGCACUGCAAGCUCCUGCCGGGGGUCGCCGGCAUCCACGCCAGCCAGGUGGCCAGCUGGAGUGUGGAGGAGGUCUUUGGCUUUGUACAGAAUCUCACUGGGUGCGAGGAGCAAGCUAGGCUGUUCAAAGAUGAGUGUAUUGAUGGAGAGGCGUUCCUCCUUCUGAAUCAGACGGACAUUGUGAAGAUCAUGAGCAUCAAGCUGGGCCCUGCUCUGAAGAUCUAUAACGCCAUCUUAAUGUUUAAGAGCACUGACGAGGGACUCAAGUGAUCCUGAUCUGUGUGGUCUGUGUCAUACAUAAGAUGUUGUGAUGUGCCAAUAAUGCAUUUCCCAUUAUGUCCUUUUCAGGACAGAGAAUUGUUUUUAAAUCAUACUGUACAGGUCUUCAUGGGGCUCUGCUGUGAAAUGAAUAAUAAUAAUGAUGAUAAUGCUGCCAAGUUUACAGCACAGAUACAAUAAUGUGAAAUGUGAAUAAUAAUGCAGUUUUGCGCUGGCGGUAGGUGGCUACAUUUAAGCGGCUUAUUUAUGGUCGAAUGGAAUAACUUAUUUUUGAUGCACUUUACACAUUCACCCACAGGGUGGAGCAUAAUACGCAUCCUGAGCCAAUAGAAACAAAAUUGUCAAAAUUGCUAGACCACUUCCAAUGCAUUUAGCUGUUACGAGUUUAAUACAUGUCAAACUCUUUCAUUGAUGUCUGGUUUUUCGGUCAUGUUGGAAAAGCACUUAGUCAAAUCUGUUUGUUUUUUGGGGGAAUGUUCUUUGUGUAUGAGCAAAACAAGCGUUUGAUGUUUGUAGACCUAGGCUUGUUUGUGGGACCAAAUUCUCUGUGAUGAUGGAGAUAUUUCGUACCGAUGCAAUUCUUGGUUUAAAUUGUCAUUCAGUUCGCCUACUUCAGUCAAUAAAUGUUAAGUGUC
Engraulis encrasicolus (European anchovy) is the source of this 3266-nucleotide messenger RNA. RefSeq names its product L3MBTL histone methyl-lysine binding protein 1 (gene l3mbtl1). The transcript has 21 exons. The record is from RefSeq and is a predicted model, not a curated record. The coding region runs from base 118 to 2622 and encodes 834 amino acids. Gene Ontology annotation, molecular function: histone binding; chromatin binding; zinc ion binding. Gene Ontology annotation, cellular component: nucleus. Lineage: Eukaryota; Metazoa; Chordata; Actinopteri; Clupeiformes; Engraulidae. Gene Ontology annotation, biological process: negative regulation of DNA-templated transcription.